AUGGACGGCUGGUACAAACCCUGCCGGUUAAAGUCCGGCUAUGGACCGGCAGCCCUGCGAACGGGACAAGGGAAGGGCCACCAGCCGGAGGCGGGGCAGAGCGGGGGGCGGGCCGCGGCGCUGCCGCUGAGCCCCGCUGCGGGGCAGGGUGCUGCUGCCGCCGGAGCCCGGCCUCCUCCCCCCGCUGCUAGCGGCGCCGGGGCUGCCACAUCGGCACAGCCGCUCCGAGAAGGCGCUUCCCGGAGCGGAGCGGGAGCCCAGCACGCCGGGAGAUGGAGCCCCGCUGCCGCCCCCCGGGACUCGCCCUUCGCCAGGGCCGCCGCUGCCACCGCCGGGACGGAGAGUGAGGCGCCGCCGCCGUCUAACGCCGCAGCCCCGGCGGCGCGGCUGGAGGCGGAGGCCGCCGCGGCCCCUCCGUCCGCCGAGCCCGCGCGGCGGCGAGGCGCGGCCCCCUCCCGCUCGCCUUCCCCACUGCCGCUUCCCCGCCCCCGCCCGGCCCUCGCUGCUCCGCCGCCGGCAGCCGGGCCAUGGCGGGGCGAUGAGGGAGCGACCGCCCCUGUCCGCAGGCUGCGUGGGGAGGCGGGGAGCGACGGGGCUGGGCGGCUCGGGGGCGCUAGAACCGGGCGGCGGGGCGAGGGGAUGUGGGGCGUGGGGGUUGCGGCGCUGCAGCUCCUCACUCGCGCUGUGAAGCAGGCGGCGGUACAGGGGGUCCGGCAGGACUUCGGCCGUUGGCUGUCCCGAGCCGCCGGGACGCCGGCAGGAGGCGGCGGAGACACCGUCGGCUUCGUUCCGGCGGAGGCAGCGGGGACCGGCGGGCUGCUGCUGGGGCCCUACGCGGAGCCGGGCGGGCUGCCGCCGGCAGAGCUGCUGCUCUGCCACUUGCCCGAGGCGGGCGGCGGCGGGCCCGGGCUGGCCGAGGCCCGGGGCUGGCGUUGCUCCUGCUGCCUUCUGGGUACCUGCUGGUGCAAGAGCUGCCUCAGCGUGUGCGUGCUGGCGGCCCUCUGCUUCGCCUCGCUGGCUCUGGUGCGCCAGUACCUGCGGGACCUGCUGCUCUGGGCCGAGAGCCUGGACAGCCUGGCCGGCGUGCUGCUCUUCACCGUGGGUUUCAUCGUCGUGUCCUUCCCCUGUGGCUGGGGCUACAUCCUGCUCAACGUGGCCGCCGGCUACCUCUACGGCUUCGUGCUGGGCAUGGGGCUGAUGGUGCUUGGCGUCCUCAUCGGCACCUUCGUCGCCCACGUGGCCUGCAAGCGGCUGCUGGCCCGCUGGGCCCGGGCCAGGAUCCAGGGCAGCGACACGCUCAGCGCCGUCGUCCGCGUCGUGGAGGGCGGCAGCGGCCUCAAGGUGGUGGCUCUGGCACGAUUGACGCCCAUCCCGUUCGGGCUGCAGAACGCCGUCUUCGCGAUUACAGAUUUGUCACUACCCAACUACCUGAUGGCUUCUUCACUUGGACUGCUUCCUACUCAGCUCCUGAACUCAUACUUGGGCACUACCUUGCGCACCAUGGAGGAUGUGAUUGCAGAACAGAGUGUCAGCGGCUAUUUUAUAUUCGGUUUACAGAUUGUCAUAAGCAUAGGACUCAUGUUUUAUGUGGUUCACCGAGCUCAAGUGGAGCUGAACGCGGCCAUUGUAGCCUGCGAGCUGGAAAUGAAGACAUCUCUUGGCAAAGACGCUCAGCCCAGCAUCAGUGCUUCAGCCACAUACUGCAGCAAAAGGACAGUAGCAUUCUCUGGGGGGGGUGUCAAUAUUGUGUGAUUUUUAAGUAUUAAUAAAACAAGGGGUUUGUGGACCUAAGAAAUAUCUCUGGACAAUUCAACUGGUUUUAAAAAGAAAUUCCGAGUGGUUGCAGGUUGUCCUGUGGCACAGACCGACCGACCACCUCCUCACUGCACAUGGGGUGACUUCUGGCAGGAAAAGAGAGAUGGUGAAGUAACUUAAGAUGUAAACACAAAUCUGACUGCACCUUUGGUCGUUUGUUCUGCCUGUCAUGGCCUGUAGUCUGCACUUUAGGGUUGUUGUUUUUUCCUUUGCUUCUAUCAACUGUGAAAUGCAUCUAUAAACAGAGAAAAGUAGCACAGAGGUAAAUAUUUUUCUGCUUAGCAUUAUUUAUAAGGCUGAAUAAUUAUAUGCAGUAGAGUUUUGUUACUGAUAAAGAUGAAUGAGGAAGUAUGCAGUCCAAUGGUGGUUAUUCUUGAAUGUGCUUUGGCUUUUGGAAUUGCUUCCAGAGCUUGGGGUGUAUUACUUAGCUGGCGGUGGGGACCAUUUGGCUUUCCCUUCCCUUUGGAUUUUUACAGCAGCAACAACAAAGAAGAGAGAAGCCUAUACAAGGUUUUGGUUGAAUGUAUUUUUGUAAGUCAUUAAAAACGUCGCAGAGCCAUGCAUAUGUAUUCACACAAGCUUAAAUCCUACCUUGUGGGACUGAAGUGCUCUUAAAUAACAUUUUAAGUUACACUGUGUAAUAUGCAAAGCAAAAGGGAAAAACACAGAGGUUUUAAUAGAUUGCAGUGACUGUUUGAAGGAGACUUCAUGACUUGGUGGCUGCAUUGUUUUUACCACCUUGGUGAUUGUGACAAAGGGCUGUUCCACCUUAGUCCUGUUCAGAGUUGAGUGUUAAAAGGGUGGCGGUUUCCAGCUCGCCUGGCUGCGUGUAACGAGGCUUCCAGCACAGGGAGCUGAACCUCUCCUAGAAAGGAAACGAUGGAUCCCAGCAGUACCAAUAUUCCAUGAAGGUGGCCUUGAUUUUGUAAAGUGACUCCCCCUCUCCCUUUGCAAAGCUUUAAACCUUCCCUUUGGUCUUGUUUUCUAAAGGUUUGACUUUUUGUAAAAGACACGAGCUAGUCUCAAUUCAUCAGAGUGG
Messenger RNA from Dryobates pubescens (Downy woodpecker), 2854 nucleotides. RefSeq names its product transmembrane protein 64 (gene TMEM64). Lineage: Eukaryota; Metazoa; Chordata; Aves; Piciformes; Picidae. The record is from RefSeq and is a predicted model, not a curated record.